Molecule: messenger RNA, 1132 nt
Organism: Aedes albopictus (Asian tiger mosquito)
Lineage: Eukaryota; Metazoa; Arthropoda; Insecta; Diptera; Culicidae
Product: enoyl-CoA delta isomerase 1, mitochondrial-like
Exons: 6
Coding region: 159-1007 (282 amino acids)
Biological process (GO): fatty acid beta-oxidation
Cellular component (GO): mitochondrion
Source: RefSeq, a predicted model, not a curated record
CAUUUCAAGCAAACUCGGUGUUGCAGAAACAUCUACGAGAUAGAUUCGACAAAGGUGCAACAAUAUUGUUGUCAGUGCUUUCUCUUGCAAUAUUACUAUAGGUCUAUCUGUUUUAGCAUCCAUUGUCGUCGGUUUUAUUUUCGUUAACAUCAUCAAAUAUGUUGCGAUCAGCUGUUCGUAGUGUAGCCCGUCUUACUGUGCCGGGAUCCCGAUCCUGUAGCAAUGCCUCCGAUAAACUAGUGGUCACCGAGGUGAAUGAUAAGACAGGAUAUGCAACAGUUACGCUUAAUCGGCCACCGGUCAACAGCUUGAACUUGGAACUGCUCACAGAACUAUCACAUUCGCUGGACGAUCUACUGAACAACAAAUCUCGUGGAAUGAUUUUAACUUCGUCUUCGAAAUCAGUGUUCAGUGCCGGGCUGGACAUUAUGGAGAUGUACAAACCCAAGCAAGAACGGAUGAAGCAAUUCUGGUCUACUCUGCAGGACGUGUGGUUCAAACUAUACGGAUCGCCGUUCCCAACCGUAGCAGUUAUUAAUGGUCACUCGCCAGCAGGCGGUUGUCUACUGGCCAUGUGCUGCGAGUACCGCGUAAUGUUACCCAACUUCAGUAUCGGACUGAAUGAAACCCAGCUUGGUAUUGUGGCUCCGACUUGGUUCCAGGCAACGAUGCGUAACACAUUGUCACGCCGUGAAGCAGAACUGGCGCUCACCUUGGGGACACUUUUCAGCACCGAUGAAGCCCUGAAGGUCGGACUGAUCGAUGAAGUUGCGGCAAGCAAAGAGGAAGGAAUUGCGAAGGCGACCAGUUUCUUGGAUCGCUUCAAGAAAAUUUCUCCGCAAGCAAGAUCCAUGACAAAACAAGCUCUCCGGAGCAAAGAUAUAAUGGAACUGGAGGAUAACAGAUCACAGGAUGUUGAUCUGUUUGUUUAUGCCGUCACACAGCCAAAGGUCCAGAAAGGUCUGGAAAUGUACUUGGAAUCGUUGAAAAAGAAGGCAGCGAAGUAGAUCUAGACAGCAACUAGAGGAUUCUCCUCGGAGCAUUUGAAUAUUUUUAUAUGAAUCAUUUUUUUUUUCAAUAAAAUAUAUACAAAUAUACAUUACUGUUAUGGCGGUAUAAGCCGUAAAAUGUA